This is a messenger RNA of Lachancea nothofagi CBS 11611, 2952 nucleotides long. The record is from the annotation of a GenBank genome assembly. NCBI's taxonomy places the organism in Eukaryota, Fungi, Ascomycota, Saccharomycetes, Saccharomycetales, Saccharomycetaceae.
AUGUCUACUUGGGAAGCCCCAGUGACUAACUUUGAGGUCAUUGAGGGCGAAAAAGAGAACAUAGUGCCACUGCGUUCUGGAAGAUCUGCAACGGCACUUUCUAAAUCAAUUUCUGACAAAACAGAGCUUACAAGUGGAAGUCGAAUACCUGAAAAAAGACUGGAGUUUGAAAAGCGACUGCUACAAGAACUUGAGGAUCUAGAUGACCCGCUGGAGCUGUUUCUGGAGUAUAUCACAUGGAUAAAUGUGGCCUAUCCACAGGGGGGACAAUCCAAGCAAAGUGGGAUGUUGGAAACCCUGGAGCGGUGUCUCAUGUACUUCCGGGACUUUGAUACGUAUAAAAAUGACCCCAGAUACCUGAAGAUGUGGAUGUGGUAUAUUGAGCUUUUUGCAGGAUCACAAAAUGAAAAGCAGAGCCUCUACGUUUAUAUGACGAGAAAACAAAUUGGCUCAAGGCUUUCACUUUUUUAUGAGAGUCUGGCGGACUUCUUGAAGCUGCAGUCGGAUUAUUCGCAAGCUAGAGACGUCUUACAAAAAGGAAUCGAAAACGGUGCAAGACCCCUUGCAAGACUGCGAAAAACUGUGCAGAACUUUGAUGAUUUAAUGGAUACCCUGAAUAUAAAGGUAAAAAACGUGGCGGCUGGAGAAAGUGUGCUAGAUCAGAGUAUCAACCAUAUGAUUUUGGGAAAAGAAAAGGGUCGAAUACAAGAAUCGUCCCCAGCUUCGCUUCCUUCACAAUCUUCUUUAAAACGAAUGAUUUUCAGAGACGUAAAAAAAGAGGAUCAGUUCGAAACUCUGCGAAAAGAUGGUUGGGAUAGUUUAGAUUCCAAAGUACAUCGAAAUAAGGAAAACGAACACACUAUACAUCCUCUGGAACCUGGUACAAACGUUGGUGUACUUAGACAAGAAGAAGCUUCCAAGAUGUCUGUGAGUAGACUACCGAUUUUCAAGGAUUCUAUUGGUAGAAGUGGACCCAUCUAUAAGAUUUUGGAAAUCUCCGGUAGGAAAGCUGAAAAGAUCGAUUGUAAUUUUGAUCUCAUAUACCCAAGCAAAGAUCAAGAAUUUUGCAUUGAAGAGCUUCUCGCAAUUUCUCGAAACAUAUAUCACAGAAAAAGACCUAGAAAACGACAUCAGGAGACGGAAAAUAACGAUCAACUGCUCCAGCAAAAUCCCCCCAAGAAAUCAAAGCAGAUUCUACGAGAAGUCACUUCCAUUGCGACAACUUCGCCGUCUUCUCGCGAAAGCCCCACUUCUUCGCAGAAAGAAAAUGCGCAGGAGUUUAGAAAAGUUGAACGGACUUCGAUUUUGCCUUUGAAAGAUGAUCCAUCCGAACAAAAUGGUGCUUACAAGAAAAGUACUCCCAGCUCACCGACAGUAACUUUCUUCUCCAAAGAUGCCAUAAAUGAAGUUUAUUCGAUGUUUAAUCAAAACUACACAGCACCUCAAGAAGUGAUAGACAAUGAUGACACCACAAGUAAAUUUGCCAUGUUUGAAAACUUUACUCAGGACUUUACUCGUAAAACGAUGGAUGACUUAACAGAGGUGAAAACGACAAAUGAGUCAGAACAGACAGAGAAGACUCCUCGCAAGAAUCAAGACUUGGAUUCCGAUCAAAGGGCACCAAAGGAAUCUAUGACCCCAUCUUACAAGAGCAAACUUCAAGAAUAUAUGACACCAAUCCAGGAAAGAACAGAAGCCAAUUUCAAUAUCAAAUUGGCUUCUGGUCAAAAUAAUGAGGAUGCUUUCGAAGGCAAAAAGAACGAAACAUCGAUAACAAACACUGCAGAGAGUUCUCCUUUUCUCACACAACCUCAAAAUGUGGACAAUCAUGAAGGUCACGGGCAUUCAGUAAUAUCCAAUCCACUGGGCGAAGAAACGAGAAUGAAGCAAUUGAUGACCAUUAAACCACCACUUUCUUCAUAUGCUACAUUUUAUCAGUACAAUCAAUCCCUGAAAAUGAGCGCACUACUGAGAAAAAUACAUACGGCUUCCAAGAACGCUAACAAAAAUCCUAUUGUCGACUUCAAGAAAACGAACGACUUGUACUGCAUAAGAUCUCAAUUGGGAGAAGGAGGCUAUGCCACGGUAUAUUUGGCAGAAUCAAGCACUGGAUCGCUCAAGGCUCUUAAAGUGGAGAAGCCUGCGAGUAUCUGGGAAUUUUACAUUUUGAAACAAGUCCAAAAGAGGCUAGCCGGGCAGACUAUUUUGGACUCAAUCAUCAAUGUCGAUUCUUUACACUGCUUUGAGGACGAGAGUUAUUUAGUCUUGAACUAUGCAAGUCAAGGGACCGUUCUUGAUUUGAUUAACUUGGAGAAAGAACGCAAUGGAGGACCUUUAGAUGAACUUUUGGUUAUGUACUUCGCUGUCGAACUAAUGAAAGUGAUGGAAUGCAUUCACGAUGUUGGGAUCAUCCAUGGGGACUUAAAACCUGAUAAUUGCAUGAUAAGGUUCGAAGAGAGCUCAGAAUCACUCCCAGACUAUGAUGCCAAUGGUGAAAAUGGUUGGAAUCGUAAGGGUGUGUACUUGAUCGAUUUUGGAAGGUCUUUUGAUCUUACUCUAGUGCCAACGGGAACCAAAUUUAAAGCAAAUUGGAAAACAGAUCAACAGGAUUGUUCUGAGAUGCGAGAAGGCCGAACCUGGACUUACGAAGCAGAUUACUACGGUUUAGCUGGAAUAAUUCAUGCAAUGUUGUUUGGUAGGUUCAUCGAAACACGAACUCUACCGAAUCAGACCUAUACUUUGAUCAAUAGCUUCAAAAGAUACUGGAGAUUAGAUAUCUGGCCGCCUUUAUUUGAUAUGUUGCUGAACAGUGGGAGAAACAAGACAUUACCAAUCACUGCGAAGCUCAGGGAGUUUCGCACAAAGUUGGAAAGUGCUUUAGAAGAUGACGGGCAUCGGCUAAGAGCACAAGUAUUGAGUUUACAAUCGGAUUUGUUAAAACUAAAAAAGUAA